AUGAAAUGCCUUAAAUACCCCAGUGGCAUUUUUGCAAUUUUCCUCAACUCUCUGCCCUACCUGGCUGGACCGAACCAAGUCCAAGGAGAUGCGGAGCUGCCGCCGGGCGCCGGCGACACUCUCUGGAACGAUCCACUAUUGAAACAGAUCUCCCCUCCCGCCCGAGGCUCCACCAACGCGCCACCGUGCCCAGCUCCUAGCAACUCCGCCCGAAGUCUCCUAGCGCCGCGCCGCCCUACUUCCUCGGCUCCCAUCUGCCGCUCAGCAUCCGCCGCCCGCCAAUCCAACCGCCGGCGCCGCUGCUUCCGUCUGAUUCCGCCAGUACAAGUGCCUCUCCUCCCAACGGCGCCCAGAUCAGUUUGGUUUUGUCCCGUGACACUGUCCGGCUCGGAUUCUGACGAGAGAGGUACCGAUUGCAAGCCAGCCCAUCUCCAUCCAUCUUCCUCGACGCUGAUGAACCGGUUAAUUGAUAGUCCGGAGGCGAUUGGAGGUAAGCGGCGGCAGGGGCAGGCCAGCUUACGCGAGUGCGCCGGCAAAAGGCUGAAGAAGCAGAAGCAGAAGCACCUCUAUCUGGUGCUGGAUGACUAGAGCAAAGGCUUCACCAUCCAUAAGAUUGACGACGAUGGCAACCACUCUGAUCUCAGGGAACCGGGCGUCCUCCGGGUAAACACACCUGUACCUGGUCGUUGCAUGACAUUUGAUGCCAUUGGCAGCAACAUCUACAUCACCACCAACCCACGCUGUGGACUGACCCCCAGCCUCAUCUACGACACCGAGGCAGCAGGGCUGGCCGUUGGCCCUCCCCGCCCGGAACCACUGCUAGGUGACAACAACACGUGCAUCGC
Lolium rigidum is the source of this 845-nucleotide messenger RNA. RefSeq lists its product as uncharacterized. The coding region runs from base 1 to 588 and encodes 195 amino acids. NCBI's taxonomy places the organism in Eukaryota, Viridiplantae, Streptophyta, Magnoliopsida, Poales, Poaceae. The record is from RefSeq and is a predicted model, not a curated record. The transcript has 3 exons.